Messenger RNA from Myxocyprinus asiaticus (Chinese sucker), 3803 nucleotides. RefSeq lists its product as uncharacterized. The record is from RefSeq and is a predicted model, not a curated record. The coding region runs from base 316 to 1044 and encodes 242 amino acids. The transcript has 3 exons. Lineage: Eukaryota; Metazoa; Chordata; Actinopteri; Cypriniformes; Catostomidae.
AACCGGAGGAGCUAGGAUUGCAAACCGUAAACAAAGCAGCGCUUGCUUAUCAUAUUCACACCAAUCUCUCUCACCACAGACGGGUUCGUAAUAUAGCCUCUUCGAAUAUUUCUGAUAAGUUGCAAAUGGCUGCUUGUGGAAGAAGAAAGGAAGAAGCUGAGGCGAAAGAUAAGGAGAAACCGCACUAAAUGGGUGAAAUCGUGAAUACUCCAGCGACAGGCUCAAGGGGCUUUCCCGAAACUGUGUCGAGAGCCGGAGAUAACUGAAAACUCCAGUUUAAAAAAAAUCGCUCGGCUUUUUCCUGUUCAGUUCCACAUGCUAAAGGAACAUAUCAGUCUAAUCAUCCAGAGGCAAAACACUAACAACCGGGAUUUUAUCUCCGUAGGGGAACGUCUGAUGAUUACACUACGCUUCUUGGCAACAGGGGAAAGCUUCAGGAGCCUUUCUUACCAGUUCCGAGUGGGAGUAUCAACAAUUCGGCAAUUCGUUCCUGAAACCUGUGCCGCAAUCUACCAGGUUUUAAAAGAGAAAUACCUGAAGUGCCCGGACACAGUGGAAGAGUGGCAACAAGAACUUCCCAAACUGCCUGGGUGCUCUGAAUGGGAAACACGUCAACAUUUGCCCCCCACCAGGAAUGGAUCAACAUUCUACAACUACAAGCAUACAUUUUCCAUAGUUCUAAUGGCACUGGUUGACAGCAGUUACAGAUUCCUGUAUGUAGAUGUCGGUUGCAAUGGGCGGAUUUCAGAUGGCGGAGUGUUUGGUGGAUGCUCACUGCAGGAUGCCCUGGAGAACAGAACAUCCAACAUCCCUGCCCCUGCACCACUUCCUGCUUCUGACCGGCUGCUUUUUUAUUUCAUUGUGGCAGAUGAGGCAUUUCCCUUGAAGGAGUACCUCAUGAAGCCAUAUCCAAACCGCAGGCUAUAUGUAGAGCAACGCAUCUUCAAUUACAGGCUGUCGCAAGCUCGGAGGGCGGUAGAAAAUGCUUUUGGCAUUAGCGAAUCAUUUGAGUCUUUCGAACCACCAUUAUUCAACCAACAUUGAAGACACUGCCAAAGUGAAGGACAUUGUUUUGGCUUGCUGUGCUCUGCACAACUUCCUGUGAGCUAUAUAUUGCGGGAAUCAACCUGGAAGGACCGGAUCAUGACACUGUCCCAGGAAGAUGGAGACAAGACCCUGACCUAAGGCAGGCCUCCCUGCCACACCCAACCAAUGCUACAACACGAGCCAAGCAGCUCAGGGAUAAACUAUGCUGUUACUUUAAUUCUGACAUCGGUUCGGUGCCUUUUCAGUCUUGCAAAAUAUAGGAAGUGUGUAAAAUACUGACAAACUUGUUGGUUUCCAGAAGUUGGCCUUGGUUUCAGUUCUAUGGCUGUAGUUUGAAAUUGCAAAAUGAAAGUUUUGUAUUUUGCAUUAUAAUAUUUUGUGUUCACACUUGACAAAGAAGUGCGAGUGCAAGUACCUUUUACCAAAAGUCAAAGUGUUUUAUUAUUAAAUGCGCAGUACAAUGGGCAAUGAAAUUCUUAGAAGGCAGAUAUAAAAAAUAUAAAAAAGUUAAAAAAGAAAAAUUUAGUACAAAUAUAAUUGUGCAGGAAUUAUUUACAUUUACGUACAUCUGAUACAACUAGUCCUUUGUUGCCACAUGUAACAUUACAGAUGUGUAAACUGUCUGUCAGAGGUUUCUAAUGCCAGGCCCUGGCCCACUGAAUACUUGAAGAUUCAGUUGUCCACCUCAUGCUGGAAAUAUGGCAGUAAAUGUCGGGGCAACUUCCACAUUCUGUGCUCAAUAUUUUUGCACUAGGCAGAGAUGGCAUCAUUGUGGUCUUCCUGAGAAGCUAACCUUUCCAAGGUUUUACCAAUGGUACGCAUCAGGUAUGUUGACUCCUCACUGGCAGACUCGUCCAGCAUCUUUCUGCGCUUCACCCGAGGCCUCGGAGUGCUUGACUGGAUGGAGGUGCUUGGCAAAGUGUCCUCUCUGAUGGCUGUGGACUCUGCUCCACAGAUGGUGGAUUCUGCUAGGGGUGUACUUGGCCUUGGCUCAGCCUCAAAGAAGCUGGGCUCUUCAGGGGUGCUGGUCCAGGUGUCACUGUUGGUGCCAUCUGAGUGUGAAUAGGAAUCAUCAGCAGCCGAAGGUUCCUUAAAAUAAAAAUUAAUUCACAAUGGGGGGGAUUUAAUACCAUGGAUUCUUACAACUGUUCACCAAGCAUUCAUAACAAUAACCGGGCAUUGUUAAAACAAUAUCCUGAAAAUUGGGCUCCAUUUGGUUGGGGUGUGGUCAGGUGUGAAAUGCCUGGUGUGAAUAAGCUUCCCUCACAGUGUAGACCAAUUGAUAUUAUACAGAUGCGCUUCAUGGCACAUUAUGGAAGAUAAUGGGAGAGUGAAACCAAGUUAACAUAUGAAAGGCUACAUGUGACUAGAGGGGUAGAAACCCCCACCUGGACAGUCAGUGGCCACUUCUUGCAAAUUUGUAUUAACAUUUUUGUCAUGUAGCAGAUGUUUUUAUCCAAAGCGACUUAAAAUAAGUAAAUGAAAGAAGCAAGAAACAAUGUUUUCUAUUAACUCAACAAAUAGAACAGUUAAUUUACCCUGAUAGUCAGGUUGGAAGUAGUCUCCUUCCUUUUUGUGUGGGGCUCUAAAAACUGCAGCUGGGUCAGGGCAUGUUGCUGCCUGCCAGUCUUCUGUGCUCCAAAACUUCGUGAGGGUGCAAGUUUCUUGCACCGUAUAUACGGUGUUCACAUAGAAUCCCACCUCUUUCUGAGCUCUUUCUCUGAAAGACAAAGUCAAGUUUUGUAAGCGCUGUUAGCAUGUCAAAUUCAUGUCUAUAUGCAGUGCCAACAAAGGUUAUUUUUGCUCUUAUUGUUGCGACAGGACAGAUUCAAGACACUAGCAAUUAAUAACAGCACAGCUGCCUGCUCCAUAACCGAAAUAAGCCUGGCUUAUUUUGGUAAACAGAAAAAGCUAAUUAUAUUUACUGUGCACUAGCAAACAAUAACAAACAAUUAUCACAACCAGCUGUAUACUAUUCGCUUAAUCUCAGUAACUGUCCUCUUAUUGGACACUUUCAUUCAUGAAUUAAUUAAUCCUGGUUUACUGUGCAUAGUGAAUUUCUACAAUGGCUUUGGUAAUUGAAAACUACUGUUUGAAUCAUGCAGCAGCCAGGCCACAAGGUGUCAGUGUAAGACAUACUUCGACGUACUUCAAAAAACUUACAGAGAGCACCUUUAAAAAAAAAUCUUAUUACAAAUCUAAUUUUAAUGUCUGUCCAGUCAAAUCAGAACUUGUGAUGUGUUUUUCUAUAGUUUUGUUCUGCUGCACCCAUUAAAUUGGAAAUAGUGGCCACAGCACUGCUUGUUGGAAAAAUGUAGCUUGUUACAGGAAAUUUUACACUACUUGAAAAGCAGCUGAACUUCUGGCAAUCUACUGAAUGUAGCAUUGCUGCAUUUUGUUAGCUGCUCCCCAACACUAGCAAUUGUGUGGCUAUUAGGUAGUGAUGGUGAAAUGAAGCUUUGCGAAGCACCGAGGCUUUCCCCUCAACUGUAUCGUGAAAUGGUUCAUUACUCGAAGCUUUUCAACACGGUGCACACUAAUGACAUCUUGUGGUCAAAAGGUUGAAAAGCUGCCUUUGCGUCCUAGAGGACCCAGCAAUUUAUUUUUUAUUUAUUAUUUCAUGUAAUAAAUCAAUCACUUUGUACUCUGAAAACCAUAAAGGCAAUAAAAAGAAUUAGUCUUUCAAGUGUCAUUGUUGAUGUAUUACUUACAUAAUGUAUGAAUAAAUUAAUUUAUGAAUUUAGAAAUGGGACGAA